This is a messenger RNA of Galendromus occidentalis (western predatory mite), 1896 nucleotides long. RefSeq names its product 1-phosphatidylinositol 4,5-bisphosphate phosphodiesterase gamma-2. Bases 1 to 1599 code for a protein of 532 amino acids. Gene Ontology annotation, molecular function: phosphatidylinositol-4,5-bisphosphate phospholipase C activity. The record is from RefSeq and is a predicted model, not a curated record. Lineage: Eukaryota; Metazoa; Arthropoda; Arachnida; Mesostigmata; Phytoseiidae. Gene Ontology annotation, biological process: intracellular signal transduction; lipid metabolic process. The transcript has 12 exons.
AUGCAAUCCGCACACACGAAGCGGAAAUGUCGCAAGCAUAAAACGAGAUUGGCGGCAGCCGAUAUAAAGAACAUCAACAAGAAUGCAACCCGUACGAUCUACCUGAUUCUCCGUCGAAUGAGUGAAGGCCCCGGACUAGAAGUCAAGCGAUGUUUCGAGAAGUACGGUGAUGCUGGAGGUCUACUAGAUUCCAAAAAACUUCGGGAAUUCCUCAGAGAUGUCCAAUUCAUGUCGCCUGAGGAGAUCCACAGCGCGGAAAAGAAACACUUCGAUGAAGAUUUCCAUCACAUCGAAACCAUUCUCGGGGUUUUCCUGGAAGACGAUAAAAUGUUCGGAGCGGUGGAUUACAGCCGCCCCCAGGACAUGACAAAACCGCUCACCCAUUAUUGGAUCAACUCGUCACACAAUACGUAUCUCAAAGGACGCCAAGUAGGAAUGAAAUCUGCGAGUUCCCUCCAGUACAAGCGGGUUCUCGAGAGUGGCUGUCGAUGCAUUGAACUGGAUGUUUGGGAGAGCGCAAAUCAAUUGAAGGUCUGUCACAGGUCCCUAACAAACGCACUGGAUCUGAAGCCCGUCCUAGAGCUCAUAAAAGAAUAUGCCUUCAAGACUUCGACGUAUCCCGUGAUACUUUCCAUCGAGCAACAUCUCAGCCUGAAAUCAUUGAAGCGAAUGAUGUUGCAUAUCAGAGAAUGCUUCAAAGGCUUCCUGCUCGAGGACCGUUUCGAAUCCUGCGCGGAAUCAGCGAAUUUAAGCUUGAUGUCACCUGGAGAAUUGCGGAACUGCAUCCUGAUAAAGAUGAAAGGCAAGAGAGAUAUACGAGGAGACUUUUCCGUGGCGAAACUUAGCUCCCCGAAGAAUCUGAACCUUAUCCAAGAAUGCUGCAGCGCGAACGUAGCCGACGCCAACGCGAUAAUCUCGCUCGCGGAGUCAUUUGCGGACACGAUGAUUUAUUUCAACGAGGAGCAAUGGAGGGUUCGUACCCGGAACAAUCUGGCCAGAGUUUACCCAUCGGCUUGCAGGAUCGACUCUAGCAACUAUUUGCCGGUGAAGGUUUGGCUCGCCGGAUGUCAAAUGGCCGCUCUCAAUCUCCAAAAGCCAGGAUCCAGCGUCCUGCUCAACCAAGCGCUCUUCGACUUGAAUGAGCGAAGGGGCUUCGUUACGAAACCGGAAGCGAUUCUCUCCGGGAACGUACCGACGACCCCAGUCGAGAAGCUGAAGCUGAAGAUACUCAGUGGGCAUCGUUUUUUCGCCUUGCCUCGAGGAGCGGCGAAGAGCAAGCACAUAGAAUGUCAUCUCAAAGCUGUGAUCCAUGGAACGACCAAAGACAAAAAGACGGAGAAGCUUGACGUCUCAUUCACGCUAGGCCACGAUUUCGAAAUCAAUGCAGCCUUCGAGUUCGACAUAUGCCUACCGGGGGCGGCUUUCCUCGAACUGUCGAUACACUCGACGGAAAGAGUUGGAUCAUUCACCGCCGUGGUGUCGUCUCUGCGUCGCGGGAUUCGCUUCCUUCAUCUGACGGACCUUAUUGGCCGCAAAGCUGUGCCUUCGAGCUGCUUGUUAGCUCACAUCGAGAGGGAGACAAUGCUCAACGAGGAGUGAUCGCCCAGUGACAGAUGUUCCUUCGAUUGUUCUAUCUUCUGAGUCCUCGUGUAGUUGUGCCAGCUUCGAAUCGAUCGGAUUCCGGUUCAGACUGAGGAACCGCCGGACUCGCUGCUGAAAGCUGAGAUUAUCAUUCAUGAACAUUCGGACGCUCGCAUUUCUUCCGAUCUCCUUCUGCUCCCUGCAUUUGUGGUUAUACUGUAAUCCAAUAUUCCUUUAUCCAUGUCUGUGGAAUCUCCCGGUUGUUAGGGUACCGCUCAUGUAAUUAAAUUCGUAUACGCCUGGCGUGACGACCAU